Molecule: messenger RNA, 801 nt
Organism: Plasmodium reichenowi
Lineage: Eukaryota; Apicomplexa; Aconoidasida; Haemosporida; Plasmodiidae
Product: zinc finger, RAN binding protein, putative
Exons: 5
Coding region: 1-801 (266 amino acids)
Biological process (GO): RNA processing
Source: RefSeq, a predicted model, not a curated record
AUGGAUAAUCACAAAUAUAUAGACAAGUCAAAAUCAGGGGAUUGGAUUUGCACAGAUGAAAACUGUCGAAAUGUUAAUUUUUCCAAGAGGACACACUGUAAUCGAUGUAACCGAGUGAGACCCAAGAGUAUAGGAAAAAAUACCAAAAACAUUUUUUUCAAAUCAAAUGACUGGAAAUGUGACGACUGUGGUAAUAUUAACUGGGCCAAGAGAGAAAAAUGUAAUAUAUGUAGUAAAAGUAGAUAUACCAAAAUAUUAAAUGAACAUAAAAAUAAUAAAGAAAUAAGAACAGGAAAAGGUGGAGGACAUUAUGAUAUUCAGCACAAUAAUGAGAAGAGAGUUCACGAUUCAGAAGAUGAGGAAUAUGACGAAUUUGGACGAAAAAAAAAAAAAAAAAUCAAAACAGAGAAUUAUGAAAAAAAGGAAAAACGAUAUUCAGAAGAUAGUCGUAUAAAUAAUCAUAAAGAUAUAUCAUAUAAACAUAAUAAUAAUUAUAAAAAUAAAAAUUCACAUAAAUCCAGAUCCAGAUCCAGAAGUGUUUCUUCAGAUAUUAAAAGGAAGGAACAUAUUCCCGAUCGUGGGAUUGAAAUAAAAAAGUAUGAUAAGUCAAGUAAAUACGAUGGAAAAUAUGAUAAGUCAAGUAAAUACGAUGGAAAAUAUGAUAAGUCAAGUAAAUACGAUGGAAAAUAUGAUAAGUCAAGUAAAUAUUAUGAUAAAUAUGAUAAUUCAAAUAAAUAUUAUGAUAAAUAUGAUAAUUCAAAUAAAUAUUAUGUUAAACCUAAUAAGCAUGGAAAGGAUUAA